UUACAAAUAGAAAAGUGCGUAGAAAAAAGUGGUCAGAGUAAAAAAUGCAAAGCGUGGACGACGACGUGCAAAAAGAGGAAAAUUUUAUACCUAGAAUUCGAGACGCGCAAAAAAACAGAAAAUCGACUAUUUCCUGGUCGCCGGGACUGAGCUAAGGAAUUGCGCGAUAUUGUGAAAUUUGUGAGUCUCUUUCGGGACUCCCAGUGUUUAAAUUAAUAAUAAAAAUAAAGCAUAAAUUGUAUAAGCGAACUGUCUGGGGUUGAUGGUAGAGCGCUGAGAGGGGUAGGCGAGUCUCGUUCUUGCUCAGUUUCAGCCCAUCCGCUGUCCGCUGGGCAAAUCUCUCGGUCUCGGUCGCUCUUUCAGUUCUGCCCCGAACUUCCGUGACAUCGGUUGUUGUUUUCUCCUUUCUUGUUUUCGCGCGUAAAAUUUGUUCCUUCGUUUCCCACCCUCGCCGCCUGCUACAAUUUGUGGGAAAUUUUGGUACCUAAGCCAUAACAGGAACUGCAACAACAACAACGCCAACCGCGCAAAGCAGCUGCGUAGGAGACGGAUGCGAAAGAACAAAGCGCGGACCGGAACGCAAUCGAAAAACGGAAUGCAAAGCGCAUAAAUGCAGAAACGAUGAUGGAGGCAUUGGAUCAGCAACAAGCCAAGCUUACGUCUAACAUAGAUGCCGGUGAUGCGGGUGGCACGGGUGACAGAGUCGGAGUCGGAGUGGAUGUCGGUACGGGAGCAGCAAGUGGCACUACCAGCGAGGAGGACGAUUACGAGGACACUAAUAAUGCGCUGGGGCUGGCGAAAGAGGAGAGCCCGAUGGAGCACAGCGACAACAACAAUGCGGACGCUGGCGGUGACGAAUGUGGCCUAAAGCGUAAAAAGAGCACCGAUGACGUGAUAGACUUGACCCUGGCAAACGGUCAGGAUAGCAGCCAAAUGGAGGCGGCGGCGGCGGAUGCUGAUGCAGAUGCCGAGUCGGAGACGGCAGAUAGCGAAAAGUCUGCAGACGAAUCGCAAACGGGUGAAAGCGACACUUCAAAGGAAUCUCUUCUGGCCGAAGAUGCAGACAACGCAGACGAAGCGGGUGUUAGUGAGAGCGAUGAUAUUGGGGAGACUCCGAACUGUCCUACGAUUGUUAUUGAAAGCGACGAUGAGCAGCCGACCAGAACAUCAUCCUCUGCUUCGGGCAAUGAUUGUGUCGAGCAAGAGCUGGUGGAAGACCUGCUUCCAUCUGUGGAGGAGGAUUCUGCACAGUCCAGCCCAAGCCCAGUAAAAAACGAGUGCAUAGAAGAUCUGCCAGUGAAGACGAAAGAGGAGCUCAAAAGUGAUACCGAGACUUUGCCCAUAUCUGAGCCAGAAGCAGAUAAUCCUCCCGUGAUGCUCGGGGAGUCUGCUGUUGCAUGUGAUGAUGAUGAUCCAGUGGAUACCUUGGUGACGCCCAAAGACGAAGAGGAAACCCAGCAGGGAUCGCCGGCAGUCAAAGAAGUCAUUGAUGUGAAAUCGGAGAGCGAAGAGGAGGAAGCAGAGGGAUAUCUAUCGGCGAGAGGAGAUCUCGAUAUCGAUACGGAGAGUGAGAGUGAGGAAGAGGAUGUGGAUUCGUCCCUGUCCAUUAAGGAAAACAUUGACAAGACUCCGGCGGCGACUGAGAAAGAGGACGCAGAGCGCUCUUCGUCUAUUAACGAGCUUGAUGUGGAACCAGAUAGUGGGGAGGAUGAAGCAGAGGAGCCUCCAGACGUUAAGGUUGAUUUUGAUAUCGAUAUAGGGAGUGCCGAAGACGAUGUAGAUUUAACUCAGUCCAAAAAGGCGACUCAGAAAGAGGGUGCAGAACGAUCUUCCCCUAUAAAAAAGCUAGAUGUGGAACCGGGGAGUGGAGAGGACGAAGCAGACGAAAAUCUAUCUGUAAAAGGAGAUCUGGAUAUCGAUACGGAGAGUGAGGAAGAUGAAGAGGAUGUUGAUGCAGAUGCUUCCCUGUCCAUUAAGGAAAACUUGAACAAGGGUCCGGAAACCGGGAAAGUGGACGCAGAGGGAUCUCCGUCUAACAAACAACUAGACGAGGAAACUGUUAGUGCCGAGGAGAACGUUUCGUUGGCUGUUAAAAAGGAUCUUGAUGAGGAUACAGAGAGUGCGCAGGAGGCCCCUUCUCUGCCUAUCAAAAAUGAUCUGGAACAGGAUUCGGGCAGUGAACCGGAACAGUCGGAAGUCCUGUCUAUCAAAGGGGAAAAAGCAGGCAAGAGAUCUCCUUCAGUUCAAAAAUGUGUCGAAAUGAAUGCCGAGAAUAACGAUUCGAGGACGAGAGAUUGUCUGGCUUCAGACGACGAAUUCGAUGAAAAGGCAUCCCAUUCCAGCCGCAAAUCGUCUGCAGAGGAAUCGUCUGAUUCAGAGGAUUCUGUAACGCUGACCAUGGACGUGGAUCAUCCAUGUAGCGAGGAUGAGGAUGCGGAUGCAGUUGCGACGCCAGGAGUCAUUAAAAUUGAAUCAGACUCGGAAGAAGAGCCGCAGAUGGAGGAAAACCUCAAAUCAACAGCUCCUGCUGUCACUUCCACGGAAGUGGAUGUUGCGCCGGUAAUCAAAGUGAAUGGAACACACAAUUCCCCCAUUCCCGAGGAUAAAGAGCAGGAGGAGCAGCUGGAGAAACGGGAGCUGGAAGAGCACAACCAAUUUUCUGUGAUAUCAAACCACACUGCGGCGAACGAGGACGGUGAAGAAGAAGGCGCCUCCACGUCACAACAGCCGCCCAUGAAGGCACGACCACUGAUCCUUCCCGUUCGCAGAAGCCGCAGUCGGAGUACCAGCAGAAGCAGCACAAUCAGCUCGGCCUCACAGCCCCAACUGGUCAUCGAUCAUCCGGCCGAGAGUGAACAGAAUAAUGGUAAGGUGCAAGCCCUGAAGCUGUCGUUCAAGCGCAGGCGCAGCAGCAGAACCAGUACCUCCUCCGCCGCCUCCGUCAGCCAGCCCGAUAAACAAAUGAAGCUGGGGAAUAACUCCUCGCUGCUCUUGCAACGUCUCCAGGGCAAUACCAAUACCAAUGCCAAUGCUGAGCCCGCCAGCGAUACCCCUGAGGCGAGCAACCUGUUGUCCUGCAGCAAAUGCAAUCUCCAGAACAUUGAGACUGUUCAGCAGCUAAACGAACACCAGGCGCAAUGCAAAAUGGCCUCGAAGGUGAAGCCCGAACAGAAGAAGGAGCGUUUCUUUCGCUGCGCACAGUGCGGCACCGUGCAUCAGUCCUGGAACUUCUUCAGCCAUGUGCGGAAUGUCCACCAGAAGUACGUUUGCUUGUACUGCAGCCUCAUGUAUGCCACUGCGGAGAAGCUGUCGCUGCAUCUGGAGAACAAGCAUGACAUCGAUCAGAGGCACCUGUCAAUGGAUGAGUGGGCCGCGGAGCAGCAGAAGGAUGAUCGGGGCAGGUAUCUCGUCUGCUGCACAUGCCAGACCACAUUUCCGCAAGGCUCAGGCUUCGAGAAUCACGACUGUUCGGAGCUAAUGGAGCCGUGUGCUCAAUGUGGGGUAAAGGGAUGCCAUGCCAUGGCCUGCAGAAACCAGAAGAAGAAGCCGCACAAACGGAGGAGAGUACGGAAGCAGCCAGAGCAGCAGCAGCAGCAGCAGCAACAGCAACAGCCGCAGGCGGUGCCAUUAACAAUCCCAGUGGAACAGCAGAAAACCCUGCAAACGGAGCCAGCGGAAAACAUUCCAGCGCCAAUGCCCAUUUGGCCGAACAUGACACUCGACCCAGACACUCCGGCACAACCAGCUCUAGUUCCGACACCGUCUCCGGCCAUUCCCAAGCUAGUUGUACCUAAAAUAAUGCUGAGGGUGCCGAAGGAGUUUCAGAAAUCUGUGGACGCUGCUCUAAGCAGCACGGAUACGGAGGAGGAGGAACCGGAUUUGCACACAGCAACUCCCCUGGAACAGGAAACCGAAAUGAAUCCUUCGUCCCCACAAACACCAGAUCCAGCGCCGAUGCCGCCGCCGCCACGCCACAGCCUAGAUGAUUCGGAUUGUGCAAAGAUGAUGAGCCUCAUGCAGGCCGAAGUGGAGCGCACCGAACUGGAAAUACAGCGCAUCAAAGCAGACAGGAAACCCGAUAGGAAGAAGCACUCCAAGGCCAUAGCUCCCGCAGAUGUGUUGGACGACGGAUUACCGCAGCACGCAGCGGAAGUAAAGGAGCAACCCCAGCUCCAGGUGCAGGCACUGGUGCAGCAACCCCAGCAGCAAGAGGAACAACGUCGCUGGUCGCUGACGCCACCCGCUUCGCCACACAACACAACGCAGCCACCGCCCGCAAUUAUCACGGAGUUCCAAGACCAGUCGGAUGCAGCCGAUGCUGAAGCAUCGUCUGGGCGUCGCAAUAGCCUCGGUAGUGAUUGCAUGGACAUUGAUGAUAGCUUGAACGGACCAACGGCUGCCAACGACGGAGAAUUCGGACCCCCAGAGGGCCCAUUGAUGGAACAGAUGGAAGCGGUGGCGCUGCCACAACCACUGCAGCCCGUUCAGUCGCCUCCUCCACCCUUCGAUGGCAUAAUGGUGGCCGGAGAGGACACGCACACGAUCGAUCUGCAGCUGGAUCGACCCCUGGAUCGGUUCUCAAUGGUGGAGUUUGUGCGUCUGUGCCUGAAGGCUGUCUACUCCAUCUGCCUCUACUGCAAUCACGCUCGCCGCAUUGCCGUCAAUGGCAAGCAGCUGGUGCUGCACAUGAUUAGCCAGCACCGCUUUACGGCUACGGUGGACAGCAUCACGGCCGAGGAGCUGUACGCCGAGACGAUUGUGGCAAGGCUGAAGAGCUUUGUGCCCCAGCUGGAGGAGGAGUACCUGAAUCUGGCCAGCUGCUGCACCGUGGAGAACGGCAAGUACGCAGAGGUCUUCAACGAGCGGAUCUAUGAGUGCUUCUCCUGCCGCUACGUGGCCGCCACGCACAAAGAGCUCUACACGCACAACCGCAGGAUGCAUGCCAAGUCGAACAUCACGUGCAUCAUGUGCCGCACCAAUUUCUACAGCUACAGUGAGAUUCUCUGUCACAUCUGUCCGGGUGAGGAGGCCCUCAGCGUAUACGACUUGAAGUUCCGCUGCUGCCUGUGCGAGACGUCGCCGCCGCUGCCCUCCGCCUUCCGUCUGAUGGUGCACCUGCGAAAGCAGCAUAAUGCCUGCGACAUCUGUCUGGAGGAUUGCGUUACCCAGGCGAAGCUCUCGUCCCACGUGUGGAAGCACAAGCUGCUGCAUCUGUGCUACCGGUGCGGCAUCGCCUACCGCAACAAGCAGGACAUUUCCAAGCAUCUGUUCUGGAAGCACGGCACCGAGAGCGCCGGCUGCAAGCGCUGCCUGCAGAAGCGCUGGCCCCAUGUCUACCACUUCUGUGUGCCGCCCGUGACGUUCCCCUGCGAGGAGUGCGGCUUCAACUUCAGCAAGGCCAUCUACCUGGAGGUCCACAAGCGGAUGCAUGCCGGCGACUUUCGCUACGCCUGCGCCGAGGAGCUGUGCGACGAGAAGUUCGUCUCGCGCAAGCUUCUGCUGAAGCAUGCUAGCACGCAUGAGGCGAAGGCGGAUUCCCCAGAAACGCCCACAGAGCAGAAAGAGGAUCAAGCAUCGGAGCAGCCACUGGAAGCAAUCAAGAAGGAAACGGAGGAGGAGGGAGAGGAAGGGGCACAGCACGAGGCCGAAACGAAGGCUUCGCCGUUUCCCGAGAAGGAACCCAAAACGGAAUGCACUAAGGUGGAGGCUGCAGACAAGAAGGAGGCGUCAGAGCAAACUGCUGCCAAAUCGGAGACUCGCAAACGACGCAAAAAGUCAAAGCGCACGAAGGAAUACCUCGAGGAUCUCAACCUGAUAGCCCCAAAUCUCUCUGAGUCGGACAGCAGCGAUAGCAGUGACUCGGAUGCGCCGCCGCCGAAAAGUGGCAGCCAUGGUCAUGAGCCACUGCCUAUGCGAUCCUCUGUGGAAGAUCUGGAUAUGCCCAAGGUGAUGCUGUCGCCCUCCUCCGAGAGCGAUGCAGACGAGCAGCAAUCACAGCCAAGCCAGAAGCGGGAAGAUCCACUCGAGGAGAAGCCCUUGACGGAGUCAAAAAACCAGGAAGAGGAGACGACGAAGUCAGAGGUGGAGGUGGGAGCAGAGGCGGAGGCCAAAAAGGAAGAGGAACCGGAUGAUGUCUCUGAUAUGUGGAAAAAUCUACUCCAAAAUCAGCCGGUGAACUCCAACACCAAUCCGAAUUCCAAUCUUGAGGAGCAGCCACCAAAGGAGGAGGCGGCACCCGCAGAUGUGGAAGUCCCUCAGAUGCCCAGCAAGGUGCAUGUGGCAUGGUCCGAUCACGAUUACUGCAAGCUGCAUCGCACGCCUCCCCCGUCGCCGGCCAAAAAACAUUCCACUCCCAAAUCGUCGCACUCCGGCAAGCGCGCCGCGAAAAACAACGCCUCCAGUGACAGCGACAGUUCCAGCAGCUCCAGCUCCAACUCGGACUCCGAUUCCUCGAGCUGCUCCUGUGGAUCCAACUGCAGUUGCAGCUCCAGCAACAGCAGCAGCUCCAGUGACGACUCUGACGAUUCCGACAGCUCGAAUGACGCGGCAUCGCCGUCGAAGAGGUUGCGCAAGAAAUCCCUGAAGCAGAAGAAGAGCGAGUCGCUCCAGCAGGUGCCGCAGCCAGACCCAGAAGAGGAAGUUAAUGUAACCUCUGUGACCGAGGACCAACUCGUGCCGCCUCCGCCCUCACCAAAAGCUCCGCAGUACAACGAAUCAGAUUUCGAUACCGCAUUCUCCGACACCGACGAGGAAUUCUACGAUGCCCAUCCCCAGAAGCUGGCCAGCGAGUUGCUGGCCCAAAAGCGCGAGGCCCUGCUCGCCGAGCAUCCGCCAGUGGGGCCGCGGAACAACUACGACAUCGUCGAGAACAGUCGUCCCUCCACGCCGUCCCUGCCAGAGGAGGCUGUUGCCUACGCCGACAAGCCGGAACGGGUUCGCAACAAAAAGAAGAAGCGAGAGCGAAAGUCCACAUGUAAAUCGGGAAAGCUACAGCUGCUAACGAGCACACCCCAGCCCAUGUCCGUGUCGAUGGAACCACCCAUCGCCACACAGAUGCUGCCUGCAGAGUCACCGUCGCUGCUCCCAGUGACACCGCUGACGCAUCGCCACCUGCAGUCUGGGGGAUUCCUGGGCAGUAGGAUGAGCGAGGGCAGCAGCUGCUCCGAUGCCGAUGGCCAGCUAAAGCGCUCCAAGCGCCAGAGGCGUCCCAACAAGUUCUAUGGCUACACCAGCGACGACGAGAAUAUGGGCACCAUCCUGGCCCCGCCGCUCCUGGUGGGAAUGCAGCUGAUCAAGCCACAGCCGCCGCCUUUGUUGACUUGGGCCAAGGAGGAUUUGCCGACGCCGCCGAAGCAGCGCAGCAGAAACAACAACAAUAGCAGCAGUGGACAUCACCACCAUCUGCACAGCAAUGGGGGUACGCGAACGCCCCCGACGGGAUCCGGAUCGAGGAAGCGCAACAGGCAGCGGUCUCAGGCCCCAAGCGCAGGCGGAUCGAGUGCAAGUGCUCGCUCUACAAAGCGCCACAAGCCGCACAGGGAAGAAAAGUCAUUGCCGCCGAUACCCACGCUAAAGAUACGGCCCAGCUUCCUGACCUCCAUUUCACCGCCGACGGACAGCAGCGAUAGCAGUUCAGAAGACGAGGAAGUGAACGUGACCAGCCUAGGGCCGCCUACUCCACAGAUUCCUCCAGUUUUUGUAAUACCCCCAGCUCCACCCGUGGUCCUACCGGUCCAGCUGCCACCGCCACCGCCGCCGCCGCCUGCUGCCACCGCAUUCAAUCAGCCAAUUCCACCGGCUCUACUCCCGAAUCCGGACUUUGCCACACUGCAGUACUUCAAGGCGAACAACAUACGCUACCCGAUCAGACCGCCGGCAGGGGCCCGGCUGGCGCGCGAAGGCGAGUCCGUCUACUGCUACUGUCGCUGUCCCUACGAUGAGGUCUCCGAGAUGAUUGCCUGCGACGGCGACAACUGUCUGAUCGAAUGGUUCCACUUUGAGUGCGUGGGCAUUAUGGUGGCGCCACAGGGCAGGUGGUUCUGCGCCGAGUGCAGGCCCAAGUACACCGAAGGCCUCUACCCGGGCGCGACGGCACAGUGACAUCAUCUUCCAGGAGGAGCUUGGCUAGGAUUCCGUGGAUCCUCCUCUUUCACACAGUAGCCACAACAACCACGCGAUCGAAACCCCACUACAGAAUGGAAUACGCUUAUUAAUUGAUAAAAACAAAAAAAAAACUGAGGAUAUCUAAAAGUUCUAUAUACUACAAAUGAAAUCUAAAUAUCGUAAGACAUUAAAUAUAUAUAUGUACAUUUAAAAGGCAAGGCGGUUCGGACACCUGGCUCAAAGUGCACUCUCCCCGGAGAGAGUGUAGAUAGGGAAAACAUCUUAUUAAAGAAAAAUAAACGUAUAUAUUAUAUAUAUAUAUAUAUAUAUCUAUAUAUCAUAUAUAAGGCCAACAAUCGUGUGUAAAUAUCGAGAGAUGCAUAUCCAUUAUGCAAAAUUGUACCAUACUUAGAGAUCCAUUAUAAAUAACUAAACACCUAUGAAUAGCACCUCCCAAACCCUCCCAUGAGCCGCAAUCCCAGCAUAGUUCUUAAUUAAAUCUAUCUAUGUGUACGUUUACAUUUAGUGACUACGAGUAGGUACCCAAAACAAGGAUAAACGGAAACAAGCGGAUGAAUAGUUAAUCAUUCAAUCGAUCUUGAGAAAAAUACACAUACAACUGUGACAAAAAGAAACAAAAAGAAAACAAAUAAGUAAUACUAAA
Messenger RNA from Drosophila persimilis, 8767 nucleotides. RefSeq lists its product as uncharacterized. The coding region runs from base 622 to 8100 and encodes 2492 amino acids. Gene Ontology annotation, biological process: regulation of gene expression. The record is from RefSeq and is a predicted model, not a curated record. Gene Ontology annotation, cellular component: nucleus. The transcript has 4 exons. Lineage: Eukaryota; Metazoa; Arthropoda; Insecta; Diptera; Drosophilidae.